AUGUCGUAUUCCGAUUACGUGGAAACUGCAUGGACGCCAGACAUCAUCGGACCGAUAUACAAGAAAGAGAGUACCAAUUUGCGGGAGGUAUUAAACGCUCACCGAGACGACAAUUGCACUCGAAUAAUGGCAACAUUCGUUCCUGAUGAGUUAAUAUACGAGAGCGACUUGUCCAAGAAGAAUUUCCGUAAAUUUACCGCGGUCAUGGCGAUGAUCAGCCUGACGCAAUUUGUCAGCCUCUACAGAAAAUACAUCAGUGGUGAAAAUGGCGGUAGCUAUGCUCUGUUCUCUCUUUUGAACCGUUACAUAGAGAUUAUAAUCGAAGAAGUGUACCUCACUCACGGAGAUGUGUUGAAAUUCUCUCGUACGUCUAUCGAUUUCCAUUGGUAUUAAGAAAACAAAUCUUUUCAAAAAUCGUCGUUGCACGUAGAUGAUGCUCUACUAGUCAUGUGGAAGGUAAACAGAGAUGAAUUCGUUUCAAAAAUGGUGCAUCACGCGAUUUUAUCCGCGCAACGAAUCCAGAAUGCCGUUGCUCACGCGAAGAAUGAAGAUUUUGUCUCGAAAGGUAACAUAAUCCUGUUUAGGUGCGUAUAGUUAAGUAAGACGUGAGUCGUAGUAAUGUAUCGAUCUUGACGUUGAUAGUGAAUAUCGUAAUCUCCAUGGGAAGCUUGACGUUUUCGAUAAUCGGCGACGACAGAGCCAGACACUUUGUAAUUGCUGGCAAUCCAGUCGAGGAUCUGAAGCACGCGAAAAGAAUCAGUUUACCAGGCGAUCUUGUAUUGUCCUCCAGUGCUUGG
Bombus pyrosoma is the source of this 797-nucleotide messenger RNA. RefSeq lists its product as uncharacterized. The coding region runs from base 1 to 393 and encodes 130 amino acids. The record is from RefSeq and is a predicted model, not a curated record. Lineage: Eukaryota; Metazoa; Arthropoda; Insecta; Hymenoptera; Apidae. The transcript is spliced from 2 exons.